CCGGAGUAUAAAUAUGAAGUAAUAAAUAUCCCAUAUUUCGUUAUCGCUCUGUACUCUUAAAUAUUGGAAAGGACAUCGUUAAAUACAAGUUCUUUUAAAGAUGGGUGUAAUUUACGAACUAUUUGUUAAAAUAUUUAUUAUUUUAAUAAACCAUCGCUUUUCUUGCCACAUAAAGAUGAUUUUGUAUAACAUCCGCUUGCUCGAAAUUGUCGUCAUUUCCUUUCUUUCAUUGGGAAUUCCGAUUAUAUUCUUAUGCAUUUUGAUGUAUUAUUUGAAGAAAUCUGACAGAAUUCUUCCUGAUAAACAGAAAAAGAAAAAGAAACCUCUAGUAUACAUGACAGGGCCGCUAUUAUUAUUUGAUAUACUGAUUCAACUAUUGACUUCGCCUUUAUCAACACUCUGGAAGUAUUCUAAGAGAACUUUCAAGGACGACGAAAAUAAAAAAAAGAAACGGAGGAGUAAGAAAUCUUCUAAUAAGCGAAAGAGAGGUAAGAGAGGGAAGAAAAGCAAAAGGAAAACGAAAAGAACAAAUGACAAAUGGCAAAAACAAGAUGACAAAUCUAGUAUUGAGUAUGAUACGCUUACUAAUGAAGAACAGAAGGAAAAAGAAGAAUCUUCUCCACGACGGGGUAGCCAAUGCUACGUUGACUUGACCAUGUUACCGAAUGGCCAAAAAACACAACAGAAUUUCGUUAAUUUCAACACUUUUCCGAAUAUUGUACGGCGGGUUCUCAACUUUUCAAGCGUGAUUUACGCUUUCAUAAUGUCCGUGUAUAUUGCCAGUUGUUCUGACAUUACUACGAAUUUUACUUCUGAAAAGGUGAUUUCGUAAUGCCUCUUCGCUAUAUCCCGAGUUGAAAGUGGACUUGAAGAUUUCUUUUUUCAUGAGGAUGACAAAUGAAACCUUUUAGAUGCAAAAACUGAUUUUUAGUGAGAAGAAAAAUAUUUAAUAAAAUGUUUUAACGUUAUGAUUUUAUUGCUAAUACGAAGCUAGUAGAAUAAAAUUGUUAUGAAUCUGUCUUAUUUCUUCGUAAACAAAUUAAUUACGUCCAACUUUAAUUAAGAAUUUAAGAUAAUUUUUAUUAUCGAUGAAGGAAAUCGAAUGUUUGACUUAAUUUCAAUUGACUUUCCGGUAAUUAGUGACUUUUUUACAUGGAGGGAAGUGACUGUUGGUGGUUAUUAACACAAAUUACUUCCUUCGUUUUUAUAAUUUGUCUGCA
Molecule: messenger RNA, 1220 nt
Organism: Centruroides sculpturatus (bark scorpion)
Lineage: Eukaryota; Metazoa; Arthropoda; Arachnida; Scorpiones; Buthidae
Exons: 3
Coding region: 101-832 (243 amino acids)
Source: RefSeq, a predicted model, not a curated record